AUAGCAUAAUAAUAACUUGCCUAAUUUGUAUUAAACAACAGACAAAAUGCAAGGGGGUAGAAUCGAUUAGGUUACUCCGUGAAAGCUACCAUUUCCAGGUUCAUGUACAAUCCAUAUUUUUACCGUAAAAUUAAUUUAUCAGACAAAGUCCAAACACCCUUUUAAGAGUCACUCAAAGUUGGACUCGCACUAAUUCCACUGCCCGUUAAAACAAAAACUUGCCGGAAAACGCAGCCGGAGUUUUUUGCCGACAGCCAGAAACAUUGAACAAGUUCAGAAUUGGGAAGACAACUAGUUUUUAUGGCCAUUGCAUUGAAAUCAUCUUGCUUCUUGCAAUUGAACAAACCCGAUAGUGGUUUCCGGGUCAGUUUUUACUCUAAGAAACCUAUAAUUAUCUCAGUAAAAAGAUAUACUCCGGUGGCUGCUACUGCUAUCAGGACUAUGGAAACAGUUGGGCUCUCUGAAACAUUCGACAGGCUGAAGAAACAAGGAAAAGUGGCUUUUAUCCCAUACAUCACAGCUGGUGAUCCCGACCUUUCGACCACAGCAGAAGCACUGAAAGUGCUUGAUUCAUGUGGAUCUGACAUUAUUGAGUUGGGUGUUCCAUACUCUGAUCCUUUGGCAGAUGGUCCUGUUAUCCAGGCUGCUGCUACACGAUCUUUAGCUAGAGGGACCAAUUUUGAUUCAAUUAUUUCUAUGUUGAAAGAGGUUGUCCCUCAAUUAUCUACUCCAAUUGCACUGUUUACUUAUUACAAUCCAAUACUGAAGCGUGGUACAGGGAGAUUUAUGUCAACAAUAAGAGACACUGGCGUUCAUGGACUUGUAGUCCCCGAUGUUCCUCUGGAGGAGACAGAAACUUUAAGGGAAGAAGCUAAGAAGAGUGGAAUUGAACUGGUUCUCCUCACAACGCCCACCACUCCGACAAAGCGGAUGAAAGCCAUUGUGGAUGCUGCAGAAGGAUUUGUGUAUCUUGUGAGCUCUGUGGGGGUCACUGGAGCCCGAGCAUCAGUUAGUGGUAAAGUUCAGGCCCUUCUGCAGGAAAUCAAAGAGGCAACAACUAAGCCUGUGGCAGUUGGUUUUGGGAUAUCAACACCUGAGCAAGUGAAGCAGGUAGCAGGAUGGGGAGCUGAUGGUGUGAUUGUUGGCAGUGCUAUGGUGAAGGUGCUUGGUGAUGCCAAAUCUCCUCAAGAGGGAUUGAAAGAGCUGGAACAUUUCACCCGCUCCUUAAAGUCUGCACUUGAUUGAAAUCAUGUCUGGAAUAGCACAAACUUCUAGUAGUUCUUGUCUUCAUAGUUAAAGGAUUGAAUAAGGAUCUGUUAAUUUUUUUAUGCAAUCGUGAUAUAAAAUGGUCCAGUUUUUGUUCGUUUUCAAUUAAGACAAAAUAUUUUUAUGGUAGAUUCAUCUCCUUUCUCUGCUGAGCUGUGCCAACUGGUUCCCAUAAUCA
This is a messenger RNA of Cicer arietinum (chickpea), 1444 nucleotides long. Its product is annotated as tryptophan synthase alpha chain, chloroplastic-like. Lineage: Eukaryota; Viridiplantae; Streptophyta; Magnoliopsida; Fabales; Fabaceae. The record is from RefSeq and is a predicted model, not a curated record. Gene Ontology annotation, biological process: L-tryptophan biosynthetic process. Gene Ontology annotation, cellular component: cytosol; chloroplast. Gene Ontology annotation, molecular function: tryptophan synthase activity.